This is a messenger RNA of Schistosoma mattheei, 693 nucleotides long. Lineage: Eukaryota; Metazoa; Platyhelminthes; Trematoda; Strigeidida; Schistosomatidae. The record is from the annotation of a GenBank genome assembly.
AUGUUUAUACAUAUGGACCAAUCAAUUAAACUGAAUCACUGUUGUUCUCCGUCAUCGAUGCAAAACAAGCUAAUCAAUGGAGUUCAAAUGAAAGCAAAUCGUAUAGUAGAUUGUGAUUAUUGUCAUUUACCUUGUAUCACUCAAAAACAUAAUAAAUCUCACAUCGCUUCACUAAAUUCUACCAAAGAACCAUGUUCAAUAAGAAAUUCAAUUUAUGUACCUGAAAAUCGACAAACUAAUAUGGGAUCAUUUUGUCGACAAAUAACCUCGUCCAUUAUUCCUCCUUCAGACCCGAUUUUAUCUUAUUGUAAACCAACAGAUUUAAAUUUGACUUCAAAUAAUAAUUAUAUUGCAUCAAUGCCAUCGAUUUUUCAACCGUUACCUUUUUUACUACAAUCGACUUCGUCUUCAGUGAUACCAGUUUCAUCGUCAUCAACCUUAUCGUCCAGUUUAUCAUCUUUUCAUAGUCCAUAUAAUUUACCAUCGUCUGUUUAUCCGUCCGUACCAUUUUCUAACCAUCUAUGUCCUUCAUACUGUUCUUUCUCAUCUCAUAGUUUAAAACCUAUUCCAAGCGUUAAACCUUAUUUAUCCUCUAAUCAUACGUAUUUAGAAUCAUCUAGAUUAUACUGGAUAAUGUCAAUAGUAAAUCAUUUAAUCAAACGACUACAUUCAAUGCCCCCAGUACGACAAUAA